GGCAUAGCUGUAACCACGUUCUGCAGGGAGUGCCAGGCUCUGAUCUGCAGUUGUUUGACUGAUCUGGCUGCAAGACAGGAAUGGGAUGUACAUGGUUCUGCUGGUGAGGGCAUAUUGCUUGCAGGGAUGAGCUGGCUGGACUGUCCCUGGAGCAGGACAGAGGAGUGAGGGCCAGGUGCUUCUCAAAGCAGCCAGGUCAGAACCUUGGUGUUGCUGUUGAACUGAGCCUCGCUCAGAGUGGGGGGUUGCCUUCUUUAUCAGUGCUGGGAUGUGUUUGUGUAACCCCUGCUCCUGGAGGGAGAUGUGGGAAAGGGGCCUCAGGAAAGGGGCCAUGGGACAGGGCUGAGCCCCCGAGUGUGCAUGGCUCUUGGAACACUCCAGGGUUCAUGUCUUCUGCUCCCCUGGGGUUUGGGGUCCUCCUCAGCUCUCUCCAGGCACCAGGAGCAGAAUUCUGAUUUGGGCUGUGUGUAUGUUUGGGGAUCAAGGCAGCUCUGGUGUUGUUCCCGGAGGGAUCUGGCUUAUCCUUCAGGGAGCUGGCUCUGCUCAGGGACUGGUGGCUGUUUUCUUCAUGGGACAGAGCAGCUUAAAGGCCAAGCUGCAAAGCUGGCCUACUUCUGUGGUUCAAGUUACAGGGUUUAAGUACAGGGGGUGGAAGAUCUAGGAAACAGCAUAAACUACAAGGCCUUGCUCCUCCAUAGUUCUGGAAAACAAGAAUUCUCAGUUGAUGGUUUAGAUUUCCUGGCCUCGGUAUGAAAACAGUUCUGCUGCUGCUGCUGCUCCAAGUAGGGAUGGCUGGAACACCUGGAUUUCAGAGGCUGAAGUCUCUGCUGCACCUCUGACCUCAAGGAAAGCUGCCAGACUUUUUUGUGUGGAACAUUUUGGAGAAGCAGCAGAGGGCAGGUGUAGCUCAGAGCCUGUGUGCAGUCAGGACCAGCUCCCCAUUCCUGUGACACAUUGGGGUGCUGCAGGGCCAAUGGGGACAUGCAGCCAUUCCUGCCUCUGGCUGUGUUUGUCACCGAAGGAGGGGACAGCCUCUUCUGCCCGGCUCGAUGUCUGAUGCAGCAGCCUGAAGGGGGACAUUGAUUGGGGCAGAAAGAAAUGGCAAAUACUUGAUUCAGUCAAAGGAUCAGCUGUUCCCAGCUGGGUCCUGACUCCAGCAGUUGUGCCUAAAACUUCCAUUUGACUUCUGAGCACUUGUGUUUUGCUUCCUGAAGAGCCUGAGUGACUGAAGACCCCCAGAAUGGCCGGUGCCUGGGCACAGGAGUCAGAGGGAGCUGCACAGGCUUUACUUGAAUGCUAAUUAAAGCUAAAAGUAGUGGUUAGAAAUGUAUCCUGAUUCCUUUGCUUGUGAACGAUAAAUCCUGAGCAAAGAAAAGCAUAGAAGAGCAGCCACUGUCCUUGUGGACCCCAAAGGUGGAGCGUUAGGGAAACGCUAAUCCCUGCAGAGCCUCGUCACCAAGAGGAUUAGGCAGGAGUUCAUCUGGUCACCGAGGGGCAGGAGGGGCCGGUGCAUGGCUGGGUAAGGGGGCAGCGGGGAGGGGGCAGCGGGGAUCCGGCCCCGCGGAUCCGGCCCCUCAAGCGCUCCGGUCCCCUCUCGCCGUGCUGGACAGAGCCUGGCACGUGUUGGCAUCGCUCAUUUAGUGCCCGGGGCUCUCAGUCGCGUGUCCCGGCCCGCAGGAGCCAUGGGCCGGCAGCGCGCACCGCCCGAGCCCGGCUGGAGGCGGCUCCUGCGCUCCGGCUGCCGCUGGCUCCUGUCGCUCUGCGGGACGGCGCUGCGAGGACUGCGGGGGCUCUGGAGCCUGACGUGGGUCCUGCUGAUGUGCUUCAAGAGCUGCUGGGACGGCGCCUUCCAGGUCACCGAGCAGCUCGGCACAGCCCUGCAGCUUAGACUAGAGAGGAGUGAGGAGGAGGAGGAUGUGGACUCAGAUUCUGCAUGGGAGCCUGGACAGACAGUGGUGGGGCAGCAGUGGCAUGGUGAUGCCAGCGAGGCCGUGCUGCGGAGGCUGGAGGCUCUGGAGGCCGAUGUCCGCUUCCUCUGCACCGAGCUGGGCGCUGAGAAGCUUCUGUGGAGCAGCCGCUUCCUGGAGCUGCUGCGGGAGCAGCAAAGCCUGCGCCAGCGGGUGAGUCCCCCGGGGGUCCUGGCCCCCACAGUCCCGUCUGACACCAUAGACCCUCACACCCUGCUCCAGCUGCAGGAGCUGCCGUGGCAGUGGAACAGUGGUGACAGCCCCGAGCUGCUAGGGGAAGCCGAGGAUCAAAGUGCCAGUGGGAGUGAGGGAGAGAGCCCAGAAGGAUGUCAGUGGAUGGAAGCACCUCGGCAACCACGUGGCUCCAUCCAGCGUGACAGGCAGAAAAUGUAAGUGAAGGUGUGAGCAGGGCCUCAGCAACCCAGGAAGGAUCCACACAUUCGGGAUCCUGCAGGACACAGGCCAGGCUGCAGUCCUGGCUGUAUCCCCGUAUGUGCCUCCAUCCCUUGCUGCUGGCUGGGCCCGGCCCCAUCCUGCAGAACUGCAGCCAUUUCCCAGGAGCAGGAACCAGCCAGAGGCAGGUCAGGACAAGCCACUGGCCCUGGGUCUGCCCCAGGACACAUCACAGCCCUCCCUGCCCAGGGCUGCCCAUGCUCCACGGGGGCUGGCUCUGGUGAAGCCCACCGAGGAGCAUCCCCUCCUAUUCUGCUUGUUGGGAGGUACUAGGAACAAGGAGUCUGGUCAGUGCCAGCUGCAGUCACCUUGCACUGGGGUGAACCGUUGCAAAACUCACCCAACGACGUCCUGAUCGAUGGCCAGAUCCAUCCUCUCCAGCAGCUGCUCCCGCACAACUUUGCAACCCUGGGCCAGCUCCUCCCAACAGCAGUCGAGGGCAGCCGGCUCCCCAGGCACAGCUGGCAGCCCCUUGCUGGCCAGAAGAGCUGGGCUGGGAGCAGCAGCACUGCAGGGAGCAGGGCUGAGGGGUUUGCCCAGUGCCCAGGAUGGGCCCAGCAUGGGGGGCUGCAUCCUGCUCCACGCUCCCACUGUUCAAUACAGGCAGCCGCUCUCCAUCGAU
Molecule: messenger RNA, 3042 nt
Organism: Parus major (Great Tit)
Lineage: Eukaryota; Metazoa; Chordata; Aves; Passeriformes; Paridae
Exons: 5
Coding region: 1683-2360 (225 amino acids)
Source: RefSeq, a predicted model, not a curated record